AGCUAUCACAACUUGGAAGUCAAGAAUGGUCAGUCUAAUGUUCGUUAGUUCGGCCUCAUGCUUACGCUCUUCUCCAUUAAAAAUUACCAUGGCUAGUUUGGACUUCGAGAUCAAGAAACUUGGUGGUAGCACAACAAAACUUGUUCGGAACGUGAAUUUGGAGAAACUAAAGAACAAUUAUUUGUUUCCUGAAAUCAACAGACGUGAGCUUGAGCACGUUGAAAAGCAUCCAAAUGUACAAGUGAUAAGCCUUGGGACUGGUGAUACAACAGAGCCUAUUCCAGAGCACAUAAGCUCACACAUGUCUCGCGUAUGAAUUUUCUUUUCUUCUUUAGCAUAAUUUACAUUUCUUCAUUGCUUUUUUUUUUCGAGUGUUGUGUGUUUGUGGUAACUGGUAAGCCCUAAAACUUAUGGAUGAUCCUACGUACCGACGUGAAUAGUCUUAUUUUCUUACGUGAAUGCUUAAACUGGUCAACUCAUACAAAUCGUCUUCCUGACUGGACUAUCUCAAAAGUCAAAUGUCGUUCUCUUCUUGCU
Molecule: messenger RNA, 537 nt
Organism: Camelina sativa (false flax)
Lineage: Eukaryota; Viridiplantae; Streptophyta; Magnoliopsida; Brassicales; Brassicaceae
Source: RefSeq, a predicted model, not a curated record